AUGCCUCCAUAUAUCGUCCCCGAAUCGUCAGUCGACAACGGCGUCUCCGAUGGCACAAAAACUCUCGUCGCCAGAGCAUCAACCCAAACCGCUGUCGCAGGAGGGAAAGGAACCAUAGACCCCGAUCACAUCAACAUGCAAGGAAUACUUGCCCUCUUCGCAAUCCUUGGCGCAACUUUUGUCAUAGCAACAAUCUGGUUCUUUUUCUGGGCUAAGAAUGGUGGUUGUGUGUUUCGGAAAGGCGAUUGGGACGACUAUAAGUCCACGGUUUUGCGUCGAAAGGGUCCCGAUGGUCGUACAUUGUCGAAUGCCACCACGAGCACGAACCUGGGUGGUGGUACUGUGCGCGGAUAUGAUGAUGAUGACGGUCUCACGUACACGGAUAUGACGGAAACGGCGACUGAGAUUACCGAUGAGAAAUCAGUGGCACAAGGUGGCUGGAAGAAGAAUAAGAAGAAUUUCAAGGAGACGGCAAAGGAGAAGUUGUUGCGAAGAGCCAAAGCAGAGAAAUGGGAAGGCGAGGCUGAUGACGAUAUGCGUGCUUACCGCUCAGAGAAACCUGCUCGUGUCGGUGGUCUGAAUCGGGAAGCUGAAGGCACAUAUUAUGGAACAGAAUACACGCCCAGUUCUCCACCUACCGCAUACACAGAGAGCGAGGUAUACCAUGCACCACCGCCAGAAGACGACCGCCGCCGUCGCGACACCCGUAACAUAUCUGGAUUCUCCUUCACAGCUGGUAAUGAAGACAUCAUCAGCCAAGCGACGGAGGAACACCUCAUCCGCGACCCAGCACAAACCCGCCGAGAAGCUCGUCGUCAACGCCGGGAGCGUGAAGAGCAUCGAUCUCGUCAGAAUAGUCCUCGCAAGCAGCAACCAUCGAAUAAUCGCACAUCUAUGCCUGGCGGAUACACGGAGCCAUUGGAUUUCUCGUCUCGUGGUACAAACUCUGAGUACCAGUAUUCAACCGUUGAUACGGAGGAUGACCUGGGUACGAGGAGCUAUCAUCAUCCUAUCCCGGGAUUGAGUAAGGGUUAUCGUCGGGACAGAGACGGCGGUGGACGUCGAAGACGCGAUAGUUUGAGUGAUAGUGAAUAG
This is a messenger RNA of Talaromyces marneffei, 1095 nucleotides long. RefSeq lists its product as uncharacterized. Lineage: Eukaryota; Fungi; Ascomycota; Eurotiomycetes; Eurotiales; Trichocomaceae. The coding region runs from base 1 to 1095 and encodes 364 amino acids. The transcript has a single exon. The record is from RefSeq and is a predicted model, not a curated record.